GAGAGAGAGAGAGAGAGAGAGAGAGAGAGAGAGAGAGAGGAGAGAGAGAGACAGAGGCAGAGGCAGAGAGAGAGAGAGAGAGAGAGAGAGAGAGAGAGAGGGAGAGAGAGAGAGGAGUAGAGGAACAUGACAUAGUAAGGAUAGCAGAGCACAAAAGAGUGUAAGAAGUGGGCCAGUCCAGCGACCACUGGGCAUGUUGGCGUCUGUGUUUUAGUGUGUCUGGGGGUGUGCACGUGCGCAUGUUGUUUCUUUGAGUGGUACGUGGGCAAGGAAUGAUAGUGCAAAGUGUACAUAGGAGCACUUCUCAGAGCCCUUAGGACUGUCGACAUGAGCAGAGCCACCUUCUUCGAGGUUGAGGUCCUUGAUGCAAAGACAAGAAAGCAGAUUUGUUUCCUAGAUAAGACUCCCCCACAGUGUAGCUCAUUAAGCAAACGCUACAUAACAAGGUUAUUGAACCUGUCCGUCUUCCCCCUUCCCCGCUCAGGGUGGAUGGACGUAACAAGCGUGCAUGUUAUGUUUCUCAAAGGUGGAGCCCUACUCCACAAUAGCAGACAUCAAGAGUCUUGUUCACAAAUCCUAUCCCCAGUGGUAUCCAGCCCGUCAGGCCCUGAAGCUGGACCCCAAGGCAAAGGCCCUGAGGGACGAGGAGGUGCUGCAGAGCCUCCCCGUGGGGACCACCGCCACCAUGUACUUCAGAGACCUGGGCCCCCAGCUGGGCUGGACCAUGGUGUUUCUGGCAGAGUACAUGGGCCCUCUCUUCACCUACCUGAUGUUCUACUUCCGCCUGCCCUUCAUCUACCCCCACAGAUACGCCUUCACCUCCAGCCCGCUGACCGUCACCACACUGGCGUGUGCGUGUCACACGGGUCACUACAUGAAGAGGUUGGUGGAGACUAUCUUUGUGCACCGGUUCUCCCACGGGACCAUGCCACUGAGGACUAUCAUCAGGAAUUGUGUAUAUUAUUGGGGAUUCUCGGCUUGGUUGGCCUACUACAUUAACCAUCCACUCUACACACCCCCAUAUUAUGGAGAUCUACAGAUCAAUUCUGCAUGUGCUCUUUUUGUGCUGUGUGAGGUGGGAAACUUCUCCAUUCACUUGACGCUGAACAGCCUCAAAGGAGAAGGUAUGGGACCGAUAUACACUUUAGUGCUGCUCCAGUCUACAUACAGGAAAUUGAAUAGUUAUAAAUACAUAAUCAACACUCCCUGGGAUAAUAAAUUAGCCUUUGAAUGGAUCAUUAAAUAUUAUUAUAUAUGUCAAAGUGAUCUGUUUGUUCAUCUACGUCUCUAUGUUUCCGCUUCCCAGGAACCAAGGUCAGGAACUUCCCCACUCCGACCAGAAACCCCUUCACUUGGUUGUUCUUCUUCGUUUCAUGUCCAAACUACACCUACGAGGUGGGCGCUUGGCUUGGUUUCUCCAUCAUGACCCAGUGUCUCCCAGUGGCCUUGUACACACUGCUGAGCUUCAUCCAGAUGAGCGUCUGGGCCAGGGGGAAGCACAGGGCGUACACCCGAGAGUUCAAGGCCUACCCGGGCCUACGUAUGGCCAUCGUCCCCCUGGUGCUCUGACGGCCUGUGG
Gadus macrocephalus (Pacific cod) is the source of this 1579-nucleotide messenger RNA. RefSeq names its product very-long-chain enoyl-CoA reductase-like. Gene Ontology annotation, molecular function: oxidoreductase activity, acting on the CH-CH group of donors. Gene Ontology annotation, biological process: very long-chain fatty acid biosynthetic process. The transcript is spliced from 12 exons. NCBI's taxonomy places the organism in Eukaryota, Metazoa, Chordata, Actinopteri, Gadiformes, Gadidae. Bases 509 to 1426 code for a protein of 305 amino acids. The record is from RefSeq and is a predicted model, not a curated record.